Molecule: messenger RNA, 1140 nt
Organism: Sphenostylis stenocarpa
Lineage: Eukaryota; Viridiplantae; Streptophyta; Magnoliopsida; Fabales; Fabaceae
Source: the annotation of a GenBank genome assembly
AUGGGUUGGAGGUACCAUGCUGGGUUGGGACUUAUUGGAGCUUUUGUCUUAAUAUGGGUUAGUUCUGCAGAAAUAACUCAGAGGAUUUUUGAGGAGUAUAAACAGCCUUUUGCGCUAACUUACUUUGGAGUAUCUGUGGUGAUGAUCUAUUUUCCCAUUUCUGUUAUAAAAGAGUGGAUUUACAGCUUAUUGAACAUUUUGUUUAGAAAAAUUUAUGAGGACUAUACAUCUGUUAGAACAGAUGGGAUUCUCCAAAGACCAGAAACUGAUCUAAAAAAUAGUUUGAUCACUGACAACGAAAUUAGAGAAAUGGAAGAAGGGAUGCCUUUAGUUAAGAAAGAGAAAGAUGAACCUCCCUUGCUUGCAGAUUGUUAUGAAAGUAGUUCAUGGAAAAUUGCUAAAUGUGGCUUGUACCUUACUCCAAUAUGGUUUGCACAAGAGUAUUUUUCAAAUAUGGCACUUGCAAAUACUAGUGUUGCUAGUACAACGGUACUGAAUUCCAUGUCAGGUCUCUUCACCCUUUUCUUUGGAGCCCUGCUUGGCCAGGAGUCAAUAAAUAUAACAAAAACAACAGCUGUUUUAAUCAGCAUGGCUGGAGUCGCCAUGACAACUAUUGGAAAAACAUGGGUAGCAGAUGGGCAUAUCAGCAUCUCUGAGACUCGAAAGCAUUCUAUCAUUGGCGAUGUUUUUGGUCUACUAUCAGCAGUAUGUUAUGGCUUAUUCACAGUGCUUCUCAAGAACUCUGCUGGAUCUGGAGAGAAGGUAGACAUGGAAAAGCUUUUUGGCUGCAUUGGUCUCUACAGUUUUCUUGGCUUUUGGUGGCUAGCAUGGCCAUUAAAUGCUGUGGGAAUUGAACCCUAUUUCAAGUUUCCAAGUUCAAUCUCCACUUGGGAGAUUGUUAUUGCAAAUAGCAUAUUCUCAGGGGUGAUUUCAGAUUUUUUAUGGGCACUUUCUAUAGUUUGGACAACUCCUUUGGUAGCUACAUUGGGCAUGUCCUUGACAAUUCCUAUUGCCAUGAUAGCUGACAUGGUUAUACAUGGCCGCAAGUACUCUGCAAUGUACAUCUUUGGAUGCAUUCAGGUUUUUGCAGGAUUUACACUAGCAAACCUUUCGGAUAAGAUUUCAAGAAGUGACAGUUGA